Lathyrus oleraceus (garden pea) is the source of this 1370-nucleotide messenger RNA. RefSeq names its product acetyl-coenzyme A carboxylase carboxyl transferase subunit beta, chloroplastic-like. Gene Ontology annotation, biological process: fatty acid biosynthetic process; malonyl-CoA biosynthetic process. The record is from RefSeq and is a predicted model, not a curated record. Bases 1 to 1203 code for a protein of 400 amino acids. Gene Ontology annotation, cellular component: acetyl-CoA carboxylase complex; chloroplast. The transcript has a single exon. Lineage: Eukaryota; Viridiplantae; Streptophyta; Magnoliopsida; Fabales; Fabaceae. Gene Ontology annotation, molecular function: acetyl-CoA carboxylase activity.
AUGAUCUUUAACAGGGGUUUAGAAUACAGGUGUGGUUUAAGUAAAUCAAUAGAUAGUUUUGGUCCUAUUGGAAAUAACGUAAAUGAAGACCCAUCUAGUUUAACUGAUAUGGAUAAUAACAUUGAUAACUGGAAGAACAAUAGUGAAAAUUCUUGUUAUAGUCAUGCUGAUUCUUUAGCAGAUGUCACGAACAUAGAUAAUUUACUAUCUCAUAAAAAAAAUUCAAUUAGGGACAGUAAUAGCAACAUAUAUGACAUAUAUUAUGCUUAUGAUACUAAUGAUACUAUUGAAUUGGAUUCGGAAGAAGAAUCUUUGAAAGAUCGUCUGGAUGAAGACAUGCUUUCUCCGGAUCCCAUUGAAUUGGAUUCGGAAGAAGAAUCUUCAAAAGAUCGUGUGGAUUCGGAAGAGGAAGAAGAGGAAAAAGACCAAUCUUAUAUCGACCGUCUUGAUUCUUAUCAAGAAAAGACAGGAUUACCGGAGACGGUUCAAACAGGCACAGAUCAACGUGAGGAAAUCAAUCGGUUGUUCAAAGAUAUUAUGAAUAAACUUGACUUGUAUUUGCAAACUGCGAAAAAUCGUGUGGAUUCGGAAGAGGAAGAAGAGGAAAAAGACCAAUCUUAUAUCAAUCGUCUUGAUUCUUAUCAAGAAAAGACAGGAUUACCGGCGGCGGUUCAAACAGGCACAGGUCAACUAAAUGGUAUUCCUUUAGCACUAGUUGUUAUGGAUUCUGAGUUUAUAGCGGGUAGUAUGGGAUACGUAGUGGGUGAGAAAAUCACUCGGUUGAUCGAAUAUGCUACCAAUCUACUUUUACCUCUUAUUAUAGUAUGUGCGUCCGGAGGAGCGCGUAUGCAAGAAGGAAGUUUGAGCUUAAUGCAAAUGGCUAAAAUUUCUUCUGCCUUAUAUAAUUAUCAAAUCAAUCAAAAGUUAUUCUAUGUAGCGAUACUUACAUCUCCGUCUACUAGUGGGGUAACAUCUAGUUUUGGGAUGUUGGGGGAUAUCAUUAUUGUCGAACCUAAUGCAACCAUUGCAUUUGCGGGUAAAAGAGUAAUUGAACAAUUGUUGAAUAAGGAAGUGCCUGAAGGUUCCCAAUCGGCUGACCUUUUAUUCGACAAGGGCUUAUUGGAUGCAGUCGUACCACGUCAUCUUUUAAAGGAGUUUUUAACUGAGUUAUUUCAGUUCCAUGGUUUCGCUCCUUUGACUUAAAAUUGGACUAAAAAUGAAAACUAAUGCAGACAUUUUAUUUAUGUUUUUCAAAUUUGAUGACGAGAUCCAAUCCGAGUAGAUAAGAGGCUAUGGCUAUGAUACAAAAAUAAAAUUAGAACACACAAGAGUAAAGUAAUAAGAUAAGAAUAAAAAAUAAUAGGUAUAAA